This is a messenger RNA of Haliotis rufescens (red abalone), 4213 nucleotides long. RefSeq names its product eukaryotic translation initiation factor 2-alpha kinase 1-like. Gene Ontology annotation, molecular function: protein kinase activity; ATP binding. Bases 347 to 2485 code for a protein of 712 amino acids. Lineage: Eukaryota; Metazoa; Mollusca; Gastropoda; Lepetellida; Haliotidae. Gene Ontology annotation, biological process: protein phosphorylation. The record is from RefSeq and is a predicted model, not a curated record. The transcript is spliced from 17 exons.
AAUUCAUUGUCAUGGCGGCGUCCUUCAAACUUUUGGAUUAAUCUAUCACAGUGUCAAUUUCUCAAGAUAGAAUCAUGUCACGUCAAUCAAAUUAAUGCGACAAAUCGAGAUUGAUGAUGCGUUUUGAAAAAAUAGCCUCUCAUCAAUACAGCAAUGUUCAUUUAAGAUUGCAUCAUUCUCGAAGUUUCCACAGGUGUGAUGACAGUUUUCGUCUGCAUGCUUGUUUGGGGAAAUCCCCAGGUGUUCUAAACUAGGGGAUGAUGGACAAAAUCGGUUAUCAUGCAUAAACGAUGUAAAGCAUAGACCGCGCAAGUCAGCACAACAUUCAGACGCGUGCAGGUGAAAAAUGCCAGGCAACAAAAGCUUGACGAGGAGUUUAGGAACUAAAACUUCAUUCUCAAGAAAGGGGGCUCUGCAGCCCUUUAGGAACCUUGAUGAUUCUGAUUUAAGAGGCAUCAGUGGCAAUCGUCCACCUCCCCUGUCGAUACCACAUGUACAAGAUGUGCCCAGGGAGUCACGAGAGAUUGUCUUACCAGGGCAGGUUCAGACCCACCUGUUGAUCACUUCUCUCCUUGAACAGAUGUGCCUCAUGGCUGUUGAGGAUCCAAACAUGGCAAAUCAACUUUUUACCAUGAUAUGUCAGCAGUUGGCGAAGUUGAGGGUUAUCUCCCCCCUGACCUUCAUUGAUGAAAUGAGCAGUUCUAGGGCCCGAUACCGACUCACUCUACACAACAUGAUACAUAAGGCAAAGCGAGACAUGUUCAAGCAAACCGCUGGUUUACCCCCAAUUCUCAUGAAACUCCACUGGGCUGACACACCAAGGCUGUCUGAAAUGCCGCUGGUAGCUCAGAGCAUACAGAGUCUGGCCAUGCAGGAUUCUAGGUACAGACAUGAAUUUGUUGAAAUCUGCCGACUAGGGAAAGGAGGAUUCGGUUCAGUUUUCAAGGCCAAAAAUCGACUUGAUGGAAGAGAGUAUGCUGUGAAAAAAGUCAAGUUCAAACAUAGAAAUGCAGGACUACUUUUAAAACUCUUACGAGAAGUAAAGGCAUUAGCAGGUCUCACACACAGCAAUAUUGUUGGCUACAAUGCAGCAUGGCUAGAACAUGGCAUUUCAGGUCCUCAGACGUCCAGUCACACCAGCCACACCUCAGAUGACAGCAGCUCAUCCUCAGAGAGUGAAAGUUUUGGUCGCCAAGGCAACAGCCCAAGUGUCAGCAUUGUAUUUGGAAGCACCAACACAGGAGAUAACUUGGAUGACAGACAUGGCCCCAAGAUUCUGGAGCUGGAUCCAAGUUAUACAAAUUCUGAUAUAGGACACAACGUAAAAUUAACUUCCAACUAUCUCAAUAUACCUCAGGCAUCACAUUCCAAGUCACUGAGCGUGUUUCAGCGACAGAAGAGUGCCAACAGUUUCUUCACUGCCACCAAAGUAUUGACGUAUGGUGUGUCAGAGAAGAACUGCAACACCAACACAGGCAGUGACGUGGUGUUCGCCGAGAGUCAUUAUCAAGAGACUGGGGCAAUAACAAGCACGAGGAGGGUGUAUCGCAGGAGUAUCAGCUGUGAACCUAUUCCAAGUACUGAGAAGUCUUUUGGGAACACGAUGGAUCGAGAUGAUUUUGAUGGGGAUAAUUCUCCUUUUGCUACCAGCGUGACCUUGUACAUACAGAUGGAGCUGUGUAGUCACACCCUGGCAGACUGGCUGGUUCAGAGGAAUGAGGCAAUCAAAGACUCAGAUCUGAAGAACAUUGAUAGUGACAAUAUGAGGAUAUUUCAUCAACUUCUACGAGGGGUUGACUACAUCCACUCACAAGGCCUAAUGCAUAGGGACCUUAAGCCGAGGAAUAUUUUCCUCCAAGGUUCAUCCCUCCAUGUGAAGAUCGGAGACUUUGGUCUGGCUACGGAGGACAUCAUGAGCAAUGACGGAGAAACUGUGUUAUCUCCCCCUGGAUAUAAAGAAGUGUUCAAGUUCGAUCGUCACACAGCCGAGGUGGGGACUCUAACAUACGCUGCCCCAGAGCAGCUUAGAGGCUGCAUGUAUGAUAGCAAGUGUGACAUCUUCAGCCUCGGAGUCAUUCUGUUUGAGCAGUACAACUGCUUUGUGACGGAGAUGGAGAGACAUGCAUCUAUUACCAGUCUCAAGAAGGGAGAUGUACCUCAGAUAUUCUCCCAGCACUGGCCUGGGCAGGCCAAGGCAGUGUUCAAGAUGACUCACACUGAGCCCCCAGAGCGUCCCUCAGCGAAAGCCCUACUUACAAGUGACCUCUUCCUUACAAAAGAUCAGAUCAUCUACAACCUGCAGAAGAAGGUGUCAGAGCAGGAGGGUGACCUAGACACGCUCCGCCAAGACCUGGGGGACAGAGACCGCCUCCUGAAGGACGUGGUGAGGGAGAGGGAGGAGAGAGACAGAACUAUUGCUCAGCUUCAGGAAGAACUGGACAGGCUAAGAAUUCAGAUGUUUAACUCACCAAGCUCUAACCAGUGAAGAGAGUUACAGAGGUCUUUCUGUGAGAAGUUUGAAUCAUUGUCAAGUCACAGGGUAAACAGGAAGAUGACAGAGUCCAAGAGACAGGGCCUGACAGAGUUAUGUAUUGUCCUGUUGUAAAGAACCAAGUGUGUUUCAUUGUGACACAACUUUCAUAUGGUGCUUGAUGAAUGAAAUCCAACAUACAUUGUGCAAUUGUUUCUGAUAGACUGGAUGAACACUAUUUAUUAUGUUGAGUGAUAAUACCUGUCAUCAUAUGUUUCAUCAGGGAGGACAGUUAUCUCAGGUUUUGUGGAAGAAUAUGAACAUCACCUCAUCAUCAUCAUCAUCAUCAUCCAUGAAGGACAAGCCCAGUGGGGAACUGGGUUAGAAUUGCUCCCCAGAAACAUUCUGGUCUUAAGAGGCGACUUAAUGGAUCGGGAGGUCAGAUUCGGUGACUUGGUUGAUUGCAUGUCAUUGUACGUGAAGGUGUGGACUGUUGCUCACAAUAUCAAUCACUGAAUUGUAUGGUCCAAACUCAAUUAUUUAUGGGCUGCCGUCAUAUAGCUGGAAUAUUGCUGAGUGAGGUGUAAAGCAACAAACUAAACCAUGGAGGACAAGGUAUGACAAGGGCCCUUUCUUGCCCACAGGGUCUGCAACAUUAAGAAAUGAGUACCGGUAAAACCUUUACAAUUGUUAUGAAAUUUAGCAGUUGUGUUCCCGUGAAUGAGAAUUAUACCUAUUUCUUUUCAAUGCUUGCUUGUUUUUAACUUAUUACAACACCCAAGUGUAAAGGUAAAAUAUGUAAAACACAAUGAUCAUAGAGGUUUUCAGAAUUUAUUUUUUGUCAUUAUGAUGACAUAUAUAUCUGUCGUGUAUAAUAUGCACAGACUUUUCUUUUGUAUCAUUUCAGGCUGUCAGCGUAAACCACAAAAUUUAUGAUCUUUCAACUCUUUCUGGUGUUGAAAUAUGUGCAAUAUGAAUAGCCUAUUUAUUAUUAUAUCAUGAAGUCUGACUUGUCAACUGUUUAUUUGCCCAAAGGUGCGGUGGUGUAGCCUAGUGGACAAUUUUCACUUGUCACACGUCACACCGAAGGAACGGGUUUGAUUUCCAAAAUAUGUACAAUGUGUGAAGCCCAUUUCUGGUGUCCCCUGCUGUGAUAUUACUGGAAUAUGGCCAAAAGAAGCAUAAAAUCAAACACUCACUAUUUGCACAAGAGGUUUUUGCAGGACCUGGUUACCUCCCCUUAUUAAUUGUCCUCAUUUUCAUACGUUUGGUCACAAUUUCAUAUGUACAGUUGAAAAAGACCACUAGAAAUAAGUUUAAGUUGACCUAAUAAUUAAACUCAGGAAGGAAAAAGGUAUUCGUUCUCCUACGAGCUGAAAAAAUGUAGAUUGUUCUGAACCCAGCCGCCCUCUUGUCAACAGUAGUUUUUGCAUGUACAUUUGCAUCUGUGUAAACAGGACUUCGGUUUAGACAAGGGUACAGAUUAGUAAGAUAAUAGCAGGAGAUAGAGAAAUAGGAAAUAAAUAUACUUUUGAAAGUAAUAUUAUUGAUAUUAAGGUAAAUUCGGUACCGUAAAUGUUGUCCUGUAAUGGCAGAAAUCUGAAUAAGUAAGAAUCUGGUUUCAACAGAUUCUUCCCUGUAUGACUGGCAUUGUAUAUCUGUCUAUAAAGACAUGGAAAACAUGCAACUCACUCACCUGUACUUUACAUGGAUUUAUUCAGAAUUCAGUUAGUCAUACUGAAA